AUGGAGCUCCAGGAAUUGGAAAACGAGAAAAUUCCGACCGACUUACCCCGCGACUAUACCUACUCGACUGUUGAGUCCUACGUGACGGAUAUCUUGGGGGUUCAUGACAACCGCCUACGAAAUCAGCCCAAUGCGGUGAAUAAUAUACAAGAUUGUGGCUACCAAAUGUCAGCACUGGCGAUAAUGCGGACAACAAUUCCGUUGUUUUUCUCCCGAAAUUUGCGACGUGGGCCCUUUGUUUUCAUGUUGACUGAUCUCCACCAAAGCAACAUCUUCGUUGAUGAUAAAUGGCGUAUCACUUGCCUGGUCGAUCUUGAAUGGGCCUGCUCACGCCCUGUUCAAAUGGCCGAGCCUCCUUACUGGUUGUCUAAUAAAGGUGUGGACGAGAUUCAUGUCGAGGAAUAUGACAAACGUCGGCGAGAAUUGAUGACUAUAAUGAAGGCCGAGGAAGCAGCAAACUUCAGCGAAUUCCUUCCGAAGGAUGCAGGGAGCACGCCGUUCCGCCUGUCCGAGACUAUGGAACAGGCAUGGGCGACUGGGACCUUUUGGUAUUCCCUGGCACUCUCCAGCCCCACCGGUCUAUUCAGAUUAUUUUACGAGCAUAUUCAGCCCCUGUUGUCCGAGCAUGGCUCAGAUGAUAUCGGUGAAACCAUGCCCUUUUACUGGGGUAACAACGUGGGAAAAUUUGUGGCGACCAAGCUUGCUGAUAAAAGGAAAUAUGACAAAGAACUUCUGCUAGCCUUCUCAGAGAGCAGUGUUGAUGGUGAACAAUGCCUCUGA
Messenger RNA from Penicillium cinerascens, 780 nucleotides. RefSeq lists its product as uncharacterized. The coding region runs from base 1 to 780 and encodes 259 amino acids. The record is from RefSeq and is a predicted model, not a curated record. The transcript has a single exon. Lineage: Eukaryota; Fungi; Ascomycota; Eurotiomycetes; Eurotiales; Aspergillaceae.